GAAUGCUAGGAAGUAGAAGAGUUCGUUCACACGAAUCAUCACUUACUAAUUUAGAUGCUUAUAAUCCUAAUUCCCCAGUUAGAAUUCAAUAACAUAUAAAUCAUCAUCAAUUUAAAACUUAAAGAUGUUAGAUUCAACAUCAAAUUAACCAAAAAAAGUUUUGUCCAUUUUUUCAUGACGAAACUGAUCGGAGAAGAGAUCUUAAAUAUUAUUCUUAUAAGUAAAUAAAAUCUUAAAUAUUUAUUUUCAGAUGUUAAUUAUGCCCGCAAGCUGAUAAUUGUCCCUAAGGUGAUGAAUGUCAAUUUGCUCAUAAUAAAGUAGAGCAAGUAUAUCAUCCAAAUAGAUACAAGACUAAAUAUUGUACUCACAUAAAGGAUUGUGAUUAUGGAUUCUAUUGUUCAUUUGCUCAUAAUGAUUAAGAAUUAAUAAUUCCUGUUAAAUUAGAUGGUAUGGUUCAAGACAAAAAUUUCUGGAUGUAUUAAUACAAAACUGUUUGGUGUCCACUUACAAUCAAGUAAGAUUUUAAUCUUAAAUAAUAUUCUUAGUCAUGAUAGAGCAUCAUGUGUUUAUGCUCAUAAUGCUUAAGAUUUUAGAAGAGAUCCAAAGAAAUUAUAACCAAAAGAAUGUCCUCAUUGGAAUAAAACUAAUUAGAUAUUGAAUUAUGAUAAAGGAGGAUGUCCAGAUUAAGAAGAAUGUUAAUAUUGUCAUGGUUGGAAAGAAUUCGAAUAUCAUCCAUUAAUCUAUAAAACUAAACCAUGUACUUAAACCAAUUGCAAUAAGAAGUUAGCUGAAUGUGCAUUCUAUCAUUCAGAUUAAGAGAAAAGGUACAAUUUUCAGUUAAAUUUUAUAAGGAUUCGUAAAUAAUUAGCAGAUAAUUAAUGGGUAAUGGAAGAACCUAAUAUACAUGUUGAAGCUAAAAGAUAACCAUAUAAACCUACAUCAAAUUAUCUAGGUCCUAUUAUCCCUAAUUACAUUCCUUAAGAUUAUAUGAGUAAAGAGAAAAUGGAAAUUGGAUAACCAUUUUGUUAAUAAUCUAUAACGAAUACAAAAACAUCUGAUUCUAAUUCAAGAAGAGGAUCUGAUUUUUCAGAUGGCUCAAAAAUGAAUAAAAAAAAGCAUAAUAUACAAUAACAGUUUUAACCUUAGAAAAAACAUCGAACAGCCCCAACUACUCCAGAUUAAAAAUAAUUACAUAUUAUGGGCAAUAAUUAUACUAUAAAAGCUUAAUAAAAUGUUUAAAGUAAUUCCCAUCUUUCUUAUUCAAAAAAACUUUAUGAAGAAAUACUUAAAUUAAAUGAAGUAAAUUAUAUAUAUAUAUAUUAAUUUUAGGGAGAGUGUAUUUAUAAAAUCUUAUAAGGAUUUAAAAUAUCUGAAUAAAUGUUGAUGUAAAUGGGAGAUUAAUAAAUUAAAUAACUUAAUCUAAGUGAAUAAUAAAUUAUUUAACUUACAUCAGCCUUAGCAGCAAUUAAAAUAGAGAAAAAAUAUGAUGAACACUGUGGUGAUGAACUUCUUAGUUUGAUAUCAAACUAAGGCAAAUUUUGAAA
Molecule: messenger RNA, 1544 nt
Organism: Paramecium pentaurelia
Lineage: Eukaryota; Ciliophora; Oligohymenophorea; Peniculida; Parameciidae
Source: the annotation of a GenBank genome assembly